AUGUACCCCUCUCAGGUUCUGCGCAUGCAGCCCUCGCGGGCUCUCUUCAACCCGGCGCCCAAGGAGGCUCACAGCGCCCACACCAUCUCCCAGCGCCUCCGCAUGAUUAAGAAGUGUCCCCCAGAGCUGAUCCCUCUCGGUAUCGUCCUUGGUGUUGCCGUCGGCGCCGCCAUCUACGCGAGCACCAAGAAGCUCAUGAGCGACAAGACUCUGCGUCUCUACCGCAACAGCCCCGAGAGCCGCGAGCACUAA
Molecule: messenger RNA, 252 nt
Organism: Penicillium verhagenii
Lineage: Eukaryota; Fungi; Ascomycota; Eurotiomycetes; Eurotiales; Aspergillaceae
Exons: 5
Coding region: 1-252 (83 amino acids)
Source: RefSeq, a predicted model, not a curated record